AUGAAGAUCGGACUGUGCGCUUACAGUGGGUACAAAAUUUACCCAGGCCAUGGCAAAACUAUGGUUAAAGUUGAUGGAAAGACUUUUACUUUCCUCAACUCAAAAUGUGAAUCUGCCCACCUGAUGAAACGUAAUCCUAGAAAGGUUACAUGGACUGUCCUUUACAGGCGUAAGCACAAGAAGGGUCAAGAAGAAGAACAAACCAAGAGGAGAACACGAAGAACUCAAAAGUUCAACCGUGCUAUUGUCGGAGCAUCCUUGUCAGACAUCCUCGCUAAGAGGAAUAUGAAGCCAGAGAUUCGUAAAGCGCAACGAGAGCAAGCAGUAAAAGCCGCUAAAGAACAGAAGAAAGCCGCCAAAGCAGCAAAGAAAGCAACCGCACCACCCAAGCCUAAACCAACCAAGAAGGACAAGGCCGCUAAGGUGACGCAAAAAAGUGCUCCACGUGUUGGUGGAAAACGAUAA
Cotesia congregata is the source of this 465-nucleotide messenger RNA. NCBI's taxonomy places the organism in Eukaryota, Metazoa, Arthropoda, Insecta, Hymenoptera, Braconidae. The record is from the annotation of a GenBank genome assembly.